Molecule: messenger RNA, 1575 nt
Organism: Lipotes vexillifer (Yangtze River dolphin)
Lineage: Eukaryota; Metazoa; Chordata; Mammalia; Artiodactyla; Lipotidae
Gene: A1BG
Product: alpha-1-B glycoprotein
Biological process (GO): immune response-regulating signaling pathway
Source: RefSeq, a predicted model, not a curated record
AUGUCCGCCCGGGUGGCCCUCCUGCUGCUCUGGGGUCUCUCCCUGAACCCAGUGACCGAGGAGGCCGUAUACUGCGACACAAGGCCAACCCUGUGGGCAGAGGCCGAAUCGCUGCUGGAACCCUGGGCCAACGUGACGCUGACAUGCCAGAGCCCCUUGUGGACCCUGGAGUUCCAGCUCUUCAAGGAUGGGGUGGCCCAGGAACUGGUGCACCUGGGUUCACCUGCCACCGAGUACAGAUUCCCACUGGGAGCAGUGACUGGUGACACCCGGGGCCUCUACCGCUGCCGCUACAGCAUGGACGGUGGGAGGACCAGCCUGAGCAACCUCGUGGAGGUGACUGGUCCCUGUUCUCUUCCGGCCCCCUCCCCGAGUGGCUGGUGGCCUUGGGUAAGUCAGGUGACAUCUCUGAGCCUCAGUUUCCCCAUUGGCGAUGACCAGUUUCUGGAGGUGGCUGAGGCCCCAAAGGACAGGCAGGCCACCUUCCCAGUCCACCGGGCUGGCAACUACAGCUGCAGCUACCGGACCCACGCAUCAGGCACCCCCUUGGAGCCCAGUGCCACUGUGACCAUAGAGGAGCUGGCCACGCUGCCGCCACCCACGCUGACUCUGAAUAGCGGGUUUGCAGGGCUCCUACGCCCCGGCUCGCGCGCGACUCUCACCUGCGUGGCGCCCCUGAGCGGAGUGGACUUCCAGCUGCGGCGGGGCGAGGAGGUGCUGCAGGUACCCAUGGCCAGUACCAGCCCAGACCGCGUCUUCUUCCAGCUGAACACGCUGGCCCCGGGAGACGGCGGUGUCUACACGUGCCACUACCGGCUGCCAGAGGAGCUAGCGCUCUGGUCCUUGGACAGCGCGCCCGCUGAGCUGGUGCUGAGCGAUGGGACGCUCCCGGCGCCGGAGCUGUCGGCCGAGCCCGCGACUCCAAGUCCCAAGCCGGGGACGCUGGUGCAGCUGCGGUGCCGGGCCCCCCGCGCCGGCGUGCGCUUCUCCCUGGUGCGCGAGGGCGCGGGCCAGCGCCGGGUGCACGGUCUCUUGAGUCCCGCGGGGACGGAGGCCCACUUUGAGCUGCGCGACGUCUCGGCGGUCGACUCGGCCAACUACAGCUGCGUCUACACAGACACGGCGCCGCCCUUCGCGGGCUCCGCGCCCAGCGCGCCCGUGGAGCUGCGCGUGGACGGACCCCUGCCCAGGCCGCGGCUCCGGCCCCUGUGGACGGGGGCCGUGACUCCGGGCCGCGAUGCUGUCCUACGCUGCGAGGGCCACGUGCCCGACGUCUCCUUCCUGCUGCUACGGUCCGGUGAAGAGGAGCCCUCGGCGGUGGCCUGGACCACCCAACCCUCCGCGGACCUCGUGCUGACCUACGUGGGCCCCCAACACGCCGGCAGCUACAGCUGCGGCUACCGCUCCAACUGGGCCCACUCCCUGCUGUCCCAGCUCAGCGACCCGGUGGAGCUCCAGGUGGCAGGUGGAGCUCAGUUCCGUGGGCGCGUCGAGGCUCCCGGCCUUUGCCCGGAUUGUACCCUCCUACAGGAGUGCCCUUUGCCGCACCUCCUCCCAGCACUAACACUGGCCUAG